Molecule: messenger RNA, 1028 nt
Organism: Abrus precatorius (Indian licorice)
Lineage: Eukaryota; Viridiplantae; Streptophyta; Magnoliopsida; Fabales; Fabaceae
Product: epsin-3-like
Exons: 4
Coding region: 210-1028 (272 amino acids)
Biological process (GO): endocytosis
Cellular component (GO): clathrin vesicle coat; endosome; plasma membrane
Molecular function (GO): clathrin binding; phospholipid binding
Source: RefSeq, a predicted model, not a curated record
AAUUUCCUACUCAAAAGUUAGGCUUAUUCAGUUAUUCUACCUCUCUUUACAUAUGAAAAUCCACUUAAAGAAAAAUAUAAGUGCUUUUGGUAAUGGAGCAGUUGCAAAGGUUACGUAUCUAAAUACGGAAAUUUAGAUACACAACAAAACUAAUCUUUAAAAUCUUCCUCACCGUUAUCCUCAAAACUCAUCCAAAGAAGAUUGCAAAUAUGAGUUCUCCUCUCAUCCAUGAAAUCAAAGGUCAAGCUUUUCGGUUCUUGAAGGAGAAAAUUAAAACUGCAAGGCUAGUGCUCACUGAUGUUACACCAGUGCAAUUAAUGACAGAAGAAGCCACAAAUGAGAAUCCAUGGCCACCAGACACACGUACAACGAGAGUAAUAUCACGAUCUGCCUUUGAAGUCGAUGAAUAUGAGAGAAUUGUGGAGAUUUUACAUCACAGGUUCUCCAAAUUUGAUAAAGGAUAUUGGAGAGCUUCAUACAAGGCUCUUAUUUUACUGGAACAUCUUCUAACUCAUGGACCUAAGAGAAUAUCCGAGGAAUUUCAAUGUGAUAUACAUGUUAUUGAGGAGAUUGGACAAUUUCAGUACAUUGAUGAGAAAGGUUUCAACUGGGGUUUGAGUGUUAGAAGAUUGUCAGAAAGAAUAUCAAAGCUCUUAAGAAACAAGGAUUUUCUCAAAGAAGAAAGAGCAAGAGCACGUCAUAUUUCUAGUGGGAUCAAAGGUUUUGGAAGUUUUAGCCAACGGAGCUCGACAAUGGAUGAAGGUUUUAAUGACUUAGCUUCUAAGAUUUAUGGGAGAUGUAAUUCUUACUUUGAUCAACGCCAACAUGAUAAAUAUGAUCUCACAAGCUUAGCAAAGAAACUCUACACUGCUGAUGGACAAAAGAGAGAGCAACAAGUUCAUGAACACAUGGAAUGUUCAAGGCUCCUAGAGCAAGAAAAUAAUUCAAAUUCGAGAGAAGACAUAGAAGAAUAUCACCCCUUUGUUGAUCAAGAGAAAUUGACUACAGCAUCCCUUCUUUCUGUGUAA